GCUAAAUUGCUGUAAUAUAUUGGCGAAUACACAUGGCAGAAGCAAGAGAAGGUACAUGUGUGGGUAAGGGAGGGCUGAUGAUGGUGGUAGUUGGGUGUGGUGUUGAGGGAGAGUUUGGUGGUGGUAGUUGGCUGUGGUGUUGAUGGAGAGUUUGGUGGUGGUAGUUGGCUGUGGUGUUGAGGGAGAGUUUGGUGGUGACGCAACAGCUGACAUUCUGAACAACAGGUGAAGGGUGGGAGGGGUAGAGAGAGGUGGUUGGACUGAGACAUUGAUCACGGUCACUGGUGUUGAAUGUGGCUGUACCUCUGAGCUAUGUCUGUCAGGGAGUGAAGGUGGGGCAGUGUGGCUGCUGGGGGAAUCUAUAAGUUACGCUAAUAUUAACAUUCUGACAGUUGAUGGUUAUUACUGUGAGGAUAAUGAUGGUUGUACCAGCGGUGUUCACUCCAGCUAGCAACAUUCCUAAGGCGGGGUGAUCGACUCAGUGUAAGUACGCUCUGAGGACACAUGCUGACAUUUCUCAGUGAGCUGCGGCUCUCCACUCACUGAGGUGAGCCCCGCGUCCGCUGUGAGGAGUGACACCUUGUUCCAUACACCUUGCUCACAUUCCUCAGUCUUGGGGAGUGACAAACACUGGCUCAGCACCUGGUCACAUUCCUCAGUCAGCUGCGACGCUGUGAGCAGCGACGAGUUUUACCCAAGACAUCUGGUCACAUUCCUCUGUGAGCUGCGACGCUGUGACGAGCUUUACCAAUACACCUGGUCACAUUCCUCAGUGAGCUGCUGCUCUUCACUGGGUGAGGUGUGCCGUGGGUGGCACCCGAGGCCAGCGGUGUGUCACUGGUGAUGCCAUCAGCGUGCAGCUAGGUGGCCGGCACACCACCUCCGCCUCCCAGGCAAUGUUCCGAUGGUUCAGUGCUCCAGGCUUCUUGAACUUCUUCGGCAAGGCUCCAUGGCGCAGGAACCGGCGGGAGGCGACACCAUCCCCUCCCCCGGGUCACCCGCAGCACCAGGCGCACCUGCGCGCUGACAUGUCGCCCACGCCCGCUGCCUACACGCCCACCUCAGACCCCGAUGAGCUGAGCACCUCUUGGCCUGACCCACACCACCCACGCCUGCCUGACGGCCGCCCACGCUCCGCCUCGCAAGGUCACCUGACCACCAAACAGCGACCUGGCACUGCUGUGUUGAAGAGACCCAAGGUUCUGGACAUGAGCCUGAAGAAUGCGCUGGACAUGAGUGAGAUGACGCGCAGUAUGGUCGACCAGCUGAUUCUCUCUCACGAGCCUCAGUCAGGGUUCAGUGAUUAUUCCAGCGACUUUACUUCCUCGUCACCCUCCUCACUAGGAAGCAAGAGUCCCUUUGAUGACUCUGGUGACUCGGAGACAGAGGCUAGAAAGGUACGUCCGUCUACCAUGCGUCUGCCACGACCGUCAAGAAACAUAGCAGUGCCCGUCAUCACCUCGGCGUCUCGACCCUCCAAGAGAAGCUCUUCGUUUAGGUCGUGCAUCCCCAGGAACAGACGCAACAGGAACGUGGAGGAGGUCUUCACCGGUCCCAAGAACAAAGUCAAGAUCCCAGAGCCAUGCCAGACCUGCGGCAAGGAACAAAACCCUGAGCGCUUCCACAGUCACCCGCUUGACAUGCAGGAGUACAAGCCCAAGACCCAGGAGGAGAAGACCAAGUCCAAGACUCUCAACAAGCUCAUUGUCACCAAGCCAACUGCUCUCAAGUACAAGAGCAAGAGCUUCGACGACGAGAAGAAGAACCCGGUCAGAAAGAGCAGGUUAAAACCCCCUAGCGCUGUGAACAUUAAUAAAUCCCGGAGUGUAGAGACGUCUCCUGUACUCGCCAAAAAGGCAGACACGCAAGAAAAGUCCGCUCCUUUAAAGAGAUUUAUCCAGACACAAAAGGCUUCCAUUUCUAAAGGACAGAAAGACUUUAACAUAGAAAUAUACCAGGGAGAUGUUUCCCCGAGCCAAAAAAAUGAAAAUGGUAUCAGUCCGUUAUCUAAUCGAAAACGGGAAGUUACGAGCAAACAUGAAAAUGGUGAGAAAAUAGUCACUGCCAUCCAGCACAGAGCGUCACAUCCUCCUCGUAACAUAGGUAAGAUCGAGGAGGAGAGUGAGAGCGCCUUCGAUCUUAACAGCUCCACGGGUUCCUUAGGGCGAAGUAGCAACCAAUCAACGGGCAACAAGGGUAGCACAGUAGCACCUACCAUGGUGUGCUACAUCUGUGGUCGAGGCUUCGGCAGCAAGUCACUCUCCAUCCACCAGCCUCAGUGUCUCGAGAAAUGGAAACGAGAGAAUGAUAGCCUAGCGAAGAACCUACGUCGGCCGCUACCGAAAGAGCCCGAUCACCCCAUGACUCAAGAGGAAUGGAACGAGUUCGCUUGGAAUUCUUCCCAGGCUCAGCUGGUACCGUGUGAGUGGUGUGGUCGUACCUUCUUCCCUGAGCGACUGGAGGUACACCAGCGAGGUUGUAAGCCACCACCUGGACAACCCAAGAAGUCUACCAAGAAUCGUCAGCAGUCACCAGGAUCAUCACUCAACUCAUCUAUGAGUCCAUCGAUUAAGCCAACGCUGGUGUGUUACAUCUGUGGCCGUGAGUUUGGCACCAUGAGUCUAGCUAUCCACGAGCCACAGUGCCUCAGGAAGUGGAAGGCAGAGAACAGCAACCUGCCACAGCACAUGCAGCGUCCUGAACCACGCAAGCCAGAGGUUAUCUAUGAUGAUCAAGGCAACAUCAACCGUGAAGCGAUGGCAGAGGCAGCGUGGCAGACACACCUUGAGCAGCUGGUCAAGUGUGAGAAGUGUGGACGAACCUUCUACCCCGACCGUCUCAUCGUGCACCAGAAGGUCUGCCGCAAGGAGACCUGAGUUUCGCCCUAGUUAUACCUACCUACCCCCCCCCCUCUCUCUCUCUCUCUCUCUCAAGGAUGUCUGAGAAAGACUUGGAUCUUGAUCCUUCCACAUACUUCCUCCUCAAUCCUGUCUCCUUCAUAAAGGCAGGUCCGUAAAAAAGAAUUUAAGAUCUUGGUUCACCCGCCCAUCUUCUAGUACAUCUACCUUCCUUCACAAGGACAUGUCUAAGAAAAACAUAAGAAUCUCGAUUUUCCUCUUUCAUCUUCCACUCAUCCAAACUUCUCCCAGGAAGCUCUCCGUGCCAGGUACCACAGCUACAGAUGCGGUCUCUCACCAGUAACGUAAUUUGUCCCCAGAAUCAUCAUCGCCACGAUUGUUUACGACUCAACAUGCAUCACAUUAAUCUGCCCAGAAAUAUGUUGGAAGACUACCUAAACUUCUUAUUAUUUUCCCCUCAUAUUCUUGUACAAGACGAUUAAAAGGCGGUUGGUAAUCAUCAACUUGUAAAUAUUUUUGAGAGGUCAGUAUUAAGCACACGCCCUCACAAACUUCCUACGGGGACUCGCAACUAACAUUAGAGAUAAGUCUUUAGGCAAUGUUUCUGCUCCUCUAGAAAGUUUUUUAAGACAACUGAGAAGACUAAAUGGGGGAUGGGGGGGGAAGGGAAAAGGAGGAAGGGGUAAAGGAAGAGUAAGUCAGAAGAGUCGAAGUACAGGACAACCGGAGGUCAGGUCAAGAGUGUUCUUGUAUGGCAGGGAACGUUGUCUCAAGGUUCUUCUCCAUGUUUUGGGGGUUGCUACUGGCUCAAUCACGGUAUUGUGACUAUUAUUCUCCACACAAGAUGUUCGUCAGUGUAACAUAUUGGCAGCUUCAGUCUGAAUAAUACUGUGACCUUAAACCUUAGUGUCAUGCCAGACAGAGGUUGAUCUUCAGGCAAGGCUGGAUGAGGUGCUGAGACAAUUAACUUAAAUCUUAAGGGGCACGUCAGUUCCCUUGUUUUCUAACAUGCUAUUUUCCCCCUAUAA
This is a messenger RNA of Cherax quadricarinatus, 3886 nucleotides long. Lineage: Eukaryota; Metazoa; Arthropoda; Malacostraca; Decapoda; Parastacidae. The record is from RefSeq and is a predicted model, not a curated record.